Messenger RNA from Myotis daubentonii (Daubenton's bat), 4819 nucleotides. It is a transcript of the gene KL, whose product is annotated as klotho. Gene Ontology annotation, molecular function: fibroblast growth factor receptor binding; fibroblast growth factor binding; hydrolase activity, hydrolyzing O-glycosyl compounds. NCBI's taxonomy places the organism in Eukaryota, Metazoa, Chordata, Mammalia, Chiroptera, Vespertilionidae. Gene Ontology annotation, biological process: carbohydrate metabolic process; fibroblast growth factor receptor signaling pathway. The record is from RefSeq and is a predicted model, not a curated record.
CUUCCCCUGGCAACUGCUGGUCUUUGCGCCCUUGUCUCCCCCCUCCGCCCUUUGCAAGGCCGGGCAGACUCCGGCUCUCAGGUAAUUAUUGCCAACCCGGCCCCCCGGGAAGCGGGGGUGGGCGCGCCGGCGCGGGGUGGGCGGCGCGGUGGGGCGCGAGCAUAAAGGGAUGGCGCGGGGCCCCGGGGCCCGGAUCACAAGCAGCAUGCCGGCCCGCGCCCCGCCACGCUGUCCGCGGUCGCCACCGCUGCCGCCGCUGCUGCUGCUGCUGGCCCUGGGCGGUCGCCUUCUGCGCGCUGAGCCUGGAGACGGUGUGCAGACUUGGGCCCGCUUCGCGCGCCCUCUGGCCCCCGAGGAUGCUGGCCUCCUCCACGACACCUUCCCCGACGGCUUCUUCUGGGCUGUGGGCACCGCUGCCUACCAGAUAGAAGGCGGCUGGCGGCAGCACGGCAAGGGCGAGUCCAUCUGGGACGCGUUCACCCACUCACCCCCAACACUCCCAGGAGACCCCCCGGUAGCUGGUCUGCCGUCGGGUGCCCUGUCAGAGUCCUUGCCCGCCACCGGGGACGUGGCCAGCGACAGCUACAACAACGUCUUUCGCGACACGGAGGGACUGCGUGAGCUCGGGGUCACCCACUACCGCUUCUCCAUCUCGUGGGCUCGAGUGCUCCCCAAUGGCAGCGCCGGCAACCCCAACCGCGAAGGGCUGCGCUACUACCGACGCCUGCUGGAGCGGCUGCGGGAGCUGGGAGUGCAGCCUGUGGUCACCCUGUACCAUUGGGACCUGCCCCAGCGUCUGCAAGACGCCUACGGCGGCUGGGCCAACCGCACCUUGGCGGACCACUUCAGGGAUUUCGCCGAGCUCUGCUUCCGCCACUUUGGCGGCCAGGUCAAGUACUGGAUCACUAUCGACAAUCCCUACGUGGUGGCCUGGCAUGGCUACGCCACUGGGCGCCUGGCCCCCGGCGUCCAGGGUAGCGCUCGGCUCGGGUACCUGGUGGCGCACAACCUCCUGUUGGCUCAUGCCAAAAUCUGGCAUCUCUACAAUACUUCUUUCCGUCCAACUCAGGGGGGCCAGGUGUCCAUUGCCCUAAGUUCCCACUGGAUCAAUCCGAGAAGAAUGACAGACCACAAUAUCAAAGAAUGUCAAAAAUCUCUUGACUUUGUUCUAGGCUGGUUUGCCAAACCCAUAUUUAUUGAUGGUGACUAUCCUGAAAGCAUGAAGAAUAAUCUUUCAUCUCUUCUGCCUGCUUUUACUGAACCUGAGAAAAAGUUCAUCAAAGGCACAGCUGACUUUUUUGCUCUUUCCUUUGGACCAACCUUGAGUUUUCAACUGUUGGACCCUCGUAUGAAGUUCCGCCAAUUAGAAUCUCCCAGCCUAAGGCAAUUGCUUUCCUGGAUUAACCUUGAAUAUAACCACCCUCAAAUAUUUAUUGUGGAAAACAGCUGGUUUGUCUCAGGGACCACCAAGAGAGAUGAUGCCAAAUAUAUGUAUUACCUCAAAACGUUUAUAAUGGAAACUUUAAAAGCCAUCAGGCUGGACGGGGUGGACCUCAUUGGGUACACAGCGUGGUCCCUCAUGGACGGCUUUGAGUGGCACAGAGGCUACAGCAUCAGGCGUGGACUCUUCUAUGUCGACUUUUUGAGCCAGGAUAAGAAGUUGUUGCCAAAGUCUUCAGCUUUGUUCUACCAACAGCUGAUAGAGAAAAACGGCUUCCCUCCUUUACCUGAAAAUCAACCCCUAGAAGGCACAUUUCCCUGUGACUUUGCUUGGGGAAUUGUUGAUAACUACAUUCAGGUUGACACCACUUUGUCUCAGUUUACCGACCCGAACGUUUACUUGUGGGAUGUCCACCACAGUAAGGGGCUCAUUAAGGUGGACGGCCUUGUGACCAAGAGGAGGAAACCUUAUUGUGUCGACUUUACUGUCAUCAGGCUCCAGAUCGCCCUACUCCAGGAAAUGCGUGUGACACAUUUCCACUUCUCGCUGGACUGGGCCCUGAUCCUGCCUUUAGGUGAUCAAUCCCAGGUGAACCGCACGGUCCUGCACUACUAUCGCUGUGUUGCCAGUGAACUCCUGCAUGCCAACAUAACCCCCGUUGUGGCUCUGUGGCGACCUGUGUUUCCGCACCAAGGUCUGCCGGAGCCUCUGGCCAAGCAGGGCGCCUGGGAGAAUCCCCAGACGGCCCUGGCUUUUGCAGAGUAUGCUAGGUUGUGCUUUAAAGAUCUUGGCUCCCACGUCAAGUUUUGGAUCACCAUGAACGAGCCGUACACGCGGAACAUGACCUACAGUGCAGGGCACAACCUGCUGAAAGCCCACGCCCUGGCUUGGCGCUUGUAUGAUGAGAAGUUUAGACGCUCUCAGAAAGGAAAAAUAUCCAUAGCCUUGCAGGCUGACUGGAUAGAACCAGCCUGCCCUUUUUCCCCAAAGGACAAAGAAGUGGCAGAGAGAGUUUUGGAAUUUGACAUUGGCUGGCUGGCAGAGCCCAUUUUUGGUUCUGGGGAUUAUCCACGUGUGAUGAGGGACUGGCUGAAUCAUAGAAACAAUUUCCUUCUACCUUAUUUCACUGAAGAUGAAAAAAAACUCAUACAGGGUUCCUUUGACUUUUUGGCUGUAAGCCAUUACACCACCAUCCUUGUAGACUGGGAAAAAGAAGAUCCAAUAAAAUAUAACGAUUAUCUGGAAGUGCAAGAAAUGACAGACAUCACAUGGCUCAACUCCCCCAGUCAGGUAGCAGUAGUGCCCUGGGGCUUACGCAAGGUCCUGAGUUGGCUAAAGUUGAAAUAUGGAGACCUCCCCAUGUAUAUAAUCUCCAAUGGCAUUGAUGAUGAUCUGCAAGCAGGCCAAGACAAAUUGAGGGUGUACUAUAUGCAGAAUUAUGUAAAUGAAGCUCUGAAAGCCUACAUAUUGGAUGGGAUCAACCUUUGUGGCUACUUUGUGUUUUCAUUUAAUGAUCGCACAGCUCCAAAGUUUGGCCUCUAUCGUUAUGCUGCCAAUCAGUUUGAACCCAAACCAUCCAUGCAACAUUAUAGGAAAAUUAUUGACAACAAUGGCUUCCCAGGUGCUGAAACUCUGGGGAGAUUUUGUCCAGAAGAAUUCACUGUGUGCACCGAGUGCAGCUUUUUUCAUACCCGAAAGACUUUAUUAGCUUUCAUAGCUUUUCUACUUUUUGCUUUAAUUAUUUCUCUUUCUCUUAUUUUUCACUACUCUAAGAAAGGCAGAGGAAAUUACAAAUAGUCCUGAACAUUUUCCUAUUCAAUUAUUUUGAAAUAAUUAUGCACACACGUUAGUUGUUAACCAUUUGCACUUGUCAGUGUUGUGAAGCUAUAGAUUUCAUAUACUGAUUUCUAUAAAACCUUUCUGUGGCAUGUGACAAAGGUUUUCAAAUAAGCAUAGAUGAUUAUAAAAUCUUGAAUAAUGUGAAUAGUGCCUGGACUUGUUUCUCUUUGAGGGGUGAUUAAAAAAACAGACAUCAUUUCUACAAUACACUGUGUAACAAAAGCAUGAGAUAUGACAUCCAUUCUGUAAUAUUUAAUAGAAAUUUAAUGACAAGUUAGGCUAUUUUUAUCUGUGCCCAUUCCUAAAUAUAAUGUUUACUUAAAGUAAUAAUUGCAAGUGUUAGAAUACAAAAUUAAGUCCCAAGUAACCAUCUUCCAACUACCAUGAUAUGCCCAAUGGUCUCUGUCAAGAAGACGAUAGCAUAUAGGAGAGAUGACAAAGCGCCUGUGGCUGGAACAGUUAUUUAAAAAGCAGUGUUUCUGUCAAAUGCUGUUAAUUUACAUAUCUGGUUAAUGAUAUACUUGCCAGAGCAAAUUACAGAACUUUAUAUUUCUAUGUGACUUUCAAGGCAUUCUCUAAACCCUGGGUCCUUGAAGACUUUGUGUCAUAAGGGACUUUUACUGAAUGCUUGCAGAAAAAUAAACAUGACUCAUGAAAUGUUGGGCUCUUCAGGAAGCAUAAAUCGAUUGUGAAGUACAUUAUACUGCAGUAGCUCCAGGAGGAGGGAAGGAGUAAAAAGUACGUAUUAUGAGCAACAUUAUCAUUAAUUUUAUUAUAAACCCUUUCAUUUUAGAACAGACCUUGAAAUGAAUGAGGUGACCUUUCUUGAGAGAAUAAAAACAAAAUAAUAAUUCAUCCUGUGAAGAAUGACUUCACUUUCUGCUAUUUAAAAUGUGCCAUAAUUUCUCUGAGUUGAGUUUUAAGUAUUAAUAGAUUCAAAAGCAUUUGGUCUGAUAACACUGGAAAUUUUUCUUUUGUGAUUGCUGAAGUCUACUUUAUUUAUUUAUUUUGCUGCUACUUCUGUGGGACUAACUUUGAAUUAGUUGUGCUUUGAAUUUUUACACUGAACUAUGCUACUGAUUUCCAGAAAGGGUUAAGUCUUAUCCUCUAAUGCCCUUUAAAUAAGUUUUGCUGAUUUUCAGACAGGAAAAUCUAUUACACUAGAGUUGUAGGUGAUCUUAAUGUUUAUUUUAUAGAUGAACCAACAUUGUGCCAGGCAAGAUAAACCAACAUCAUAUCAGGCAUAACUAAUUUUGCUGACACAGUAAUACAAUGGAUAAGAAAUAUUGUAUUGUAUUAUGUAUCAUCUUUAGGGGUGGUAUGAUAUUUUUCAUUGAAAGGUAAACUUUUGAGUUAAUCUUUUAAAAAUUGUACUUAUUAAAAAUGGAAACUAGAGAAUCAUAGUUUAUUUUAUGUAUGUAUUUUUCUGAUUAGAAGAGUAAUAUAUAUUCAUUGUAAAAAACCACAGAAACCAUAUGUUAAAAAGUGCAUAUUUAGAGUCACAUCAUAUUGUAAAUUAUAUAUCUUUAUUAAUUUUUA